AUUUUAUAGAGGUUCGAUAUAAGUCAUGGAUGAUCGUUCAUGGAUGUAUCGAGAUUCACCCCAAGGAUUGCGGAGGAUGGAUUAUUGUAACGGGGUUCAGGAUUUUAUUAAUUUCGCAACAUCUAUUCCCAGAAAUUUUACCGGAUGCGAUAUUAGGUGUUCAUGCAUGAAGUGUCAAAAUAAAAAGUAUCUGCAUCCAGAUGUUGUAAUGAUGCAUCUUCUACACAAAGGGUUUAUGGAGAAUUAUCAGUGUUGAUAUGCACAUGGAGAAGUAUUUGUUAGUAAGAGGAGAAUGAAAGAAACGGUGGUUGGGUAUACUUCUAGUGCUAGCAACGUGCAUGAAGCGGCAAAUGACAACACUAAUCCUUACAGAAAUAUGGUUAUGGAUGCAAUGAGAAUGAAUCAAGGUAAUGUCAGUCAAUGUCCAAUCAUAGAAGAAGAACCUAAUGCAGAUGCAGCUAGGUUUUUUGAUUUGUUGAAAGAUUCUGAUCCAUUAUGGGAUGGCUGCACGAACCACAGUAAAUUAUCGGUCGUAGCAUAGGUGUUCACCAUCAAGUCAGAUCACGGGUUGAGUGAGGCCGGGUAUGACAAGAUUAUUGAAUGGGCGAGAAGCAUUUUACCUGAAGGGAACAGGCUGAAAGAGAACUUCUAUGCUGCGAAGUCCAUGAUGAAACCCCUCGGUUUAGGAUACCAGAAAAUUGACAUGUGCCCUAACUUCUACAUGUUAUACUACCUUGAAAAUGCUGAGAUGACCGAAUGCAUGACAUGCGGGCAUUCCCGUUACAAACCCAGAACUGGCAGGGGAAAGACUCUAGUGGCAUAUAAAAAACUUAGAUACUUCCCGAUCACACCUAGACUGCAGAGGUUAUUCAUGUCACCAAGAACUGCUAAGCACAUGACAUGGCACCAGACACAUGAUGCGGUUGAUGGAGUGAUGGUGCAUCCUUCUGACGGCGAAGCGUGGAAACUCUUAAACAAUGUGCAUCCUCACUUUUCAACUAAAUCAAGGAAUGUGCGUCUUGGGUUGUGUACAGACAAAUUCAACCCAUUUAGGUCAUUUGCUGCUCCUUAUUCUUGUUGGCCGGUCAUACUCACAGUUUAUGACUUGCCACCGGGAAUGUGUAUGAGGCCGGAGUUCAUGUUUUUAUCUACUUUCAUACCCAGUCCAAGCAGCCUGGGGCGGAAUAUAGAUGUUUGUCUUCGACCGUUGAUUGAUGAGUUGGCGCAGUUGUGGUCCUCCGGAGCUCUGACUUAUGAUAUAUCGAGGAAACAAAAAAAUUUUAUGAGGGCGGCUUUGAUAUGGACUAUCAAUGAUUUUCCAGCUUAUGGAAUGCUUUCUGGUUGGAGCACGCAUGGAAAACUCGCAUGUCCAUACUAAAUGGAAAACAAGAAGGUAUUCACGCUAGCAAACAGAGGUAAAGCUUCUUUUUUUUACUGUCAUCGUUGCUUCUUGCCACUUAAUCACAGGUACAGAAAAAACAGAAAAGAUUUCUUUGUUGGCAGAGUUGAAAAAGAUGUUGCAUCCCCGCGUCUUUCUAGUGAAGAAUUGCAUGAUGUUGUAUCAGAGUACGAUGACAUUGUGUUUGGCCUUCAAUCAAGUAAGCAAAAGUUUCCUGGGUUUGGUUUGACCUAUAAUUGGGUAAAGCGAAGUAUCUUUUGGGAGCUUCCUUAUUGGAAGACCAAUCUGCUCCGCCAUAACCUUGACGUCAUGCACAUCGAAAAGAACAUGUUUGAGAACAUUUUCAACACCGUCAUGGAUGUGAAAGGGAAGACAAAGGACAAUAUCAAGGCUAGAAUGGAUAUAGCUUUAUAUUGUAACCGUAAAAAUAUGGAGUUAAUUUAUGGUGAGUCACGGGUCGUAAAAUCAAGAGCAAGCUUCAUGUUAGAGAAAAAAGCACAACUACUAGUCUACAAAUGGCUUAAGAGGCGGCGUUUUCCGGAUGGACAUGCAUCGAACAUAUCAAGGCUGGUUAAUGUAGAGGACUGCAGAUUGUAUGGAAUGAAGAGUCAUGACUGCCACGUGUUUAUGCAAACACUCAUCCCAUUAGCUUUUCGUGAUUUGUUGCAAAAGGGAAUAUGGGAUGCACUCACGAAGAUCAAUCAUUUCUUCAGAGAUAUAUGCUCCAGCAAGUUGAAUAUUGAGCACAUUGAGAGGCUUCAAACGAAUAUCGUCGAGACAUUAUGCAAACUUGAGAUGAUAUUCCCUCCAUCAUUUUUUGACUCAAUGGAGCAUCUCCCUAUACAUCUACCGUUCGAGACAAAACCUGGAGGACCGGUCCAAUAUAGAUGGAUGUACCCAUUCGAACGGUACUUGUUUAAUCUCAAGAAAAAGGUUAAGAACAAGGCGCAUGUUGAGGCUUCGAUAUGUGAGGCCUAUAUUGUUGAGGAGAUCUCAACAUUUAUCUCGUACUAUUUCGAACCUCAUCUGAGAACGAGAAUCAAUCGCGUUCCACGGCAUGAUGAUGGCGGUGAAGUGCCUUCCAAUGGGAACUUGUCAAUAUUCUCCAAUACUGGACGACCCACACCUAAAAAUGCCGUAAGAAGAAGAUAUUUGUUGGAAAUAGAGUUCAAACAAGCACACAACUAUGUUCUAUUUAACUGUAAUGAGCUAAGACCAUUUAUUCAGCAACAUCGACAAUAUUUGCUCUUCAAUAACUACAGCUGAUCGAAUCCCAGAUCUUUCAAUUACAAGAUGAACAGUUUGCCACGUGGUUCAGAACACAUGUAAGCACUAUCACAAACUCAUUCUAACUUGCAAAAUUAUUGUAUGUAUGCAUGUCAUUACGAGAUUCUUGUUCAUUUACUGUUUAUUGAUGUACAUUACAUACAAGGUUUAUCAAAAGGGAAGGAGUGCGCCUAAGUCAUUGUCUUCACUAAGCCUGGGGCCUGAAAGAAAAUGUAAGUGUUAUAACGGGUAUUUUGUCAAUGGAUAUAUUUUUCAUACUGAAGAAUACAGGCAAGAAAGAAAGACAUACAACAGCGGUGUUUGUGUUAAGGGAUCCACUAGUAGUGAGUUAGAAGUUGACUACUAUGGUAGAUUAGAAGAGGUCGUCGAACUGCAAUAUCAUAACGAGCAGAAUAGAGUGUUUUUAUUCAAAUGCUAUUGGUAUGACAUGACUGACAGAGGAAUCAGAGUUGAUCCGCAUUAUGGUCUGGUCGAAAUCAACUCAAAAGCUAGACUCCGCAACAUAAACGAUGUCUUUGUUUUCGCAAAACAAUGUCAACAAGUUUAUUACACAUACACCCCUUCAUUUAGAAAGGAUCGAUCAAGAGUGGAUUGGUUGUCCGUUUUAAAAACGAAACCCCGGGGUCGUGUCGAGGUUGUUCAAGAUGAGAACGAAGACACAAGUGUGCGAGAUGAAGUCUUUCAAGUUAGUGAGUUGGUUGAACCAUAUCGUGUUGUGCCUUCGAUUGAAUUGGAAGAAAAUUCAAAUUUUCGUGUUUUCGAUGAUAGUCUUGUUGAUGUUGACGCAUAGGAGUUGAAUUUUGUUUUGAGCUCUAGCGGACAAGCAAAUGUCGAUGAAGAAGAUGAUAUCCAUAUUGAAGAUUACGAUGAAGGUGAUGACAAUUCAAUUGAUGACGAAGAAGAAGAAAAUUCUGACUAACUACCAAAAAGAAGCCCUGUGUAAAACCCUUUUUUAUGGAUGGAUGAUAUAUUUUGUAACACGAAAUAUUUACUACUUGAAAUAA
Molecule: messenger RNA, 3690 nt
Organism: Populus trichocarpa (black cottonwood)
Lineage: Eukaryota; Viridiplantae; Streptophyta; Magnoliopsida; Malpighiales; Salicaceae
Exons: 3
Coding region: 1379-2665 (428 amino acids)
Source: RefSeq, a predicted model, not a curated record